CCCAGCGCCGCCGCUAAAUCCAGCCCCAUCCACUCCUCUCUGCCAGCGGAUCACCCUCCUUCCAUCCCCAUGAAGGACCAAGACGCGAUUAAACUCUUUAUUGGACAGAUCCCGAGAAACCUGGAAGAGAAAGACCUCAAACCUUUAUUUGAAGAAUUUGGGAAAAUCUACGAACUCACGGUGCUGAAGGACAGAUACACCGGCAUGCACAAAGGAUGUGCCUUCCUCACGUACUGUGCCAGGGAAUCUGCGUUGAAAGCACAGACUGCGCUACAUGAACAGAAGACACUGCCCGGGAUGAAUCGGCCCAUUCAAGUGAAACCAGCGGACAGUGAGGGUCGAGGAGAGGACCGGAAGCUCUUUGUGGGAAUGCUGGGGAAGCAACAGACAGACGAAGACGUCCGGAAAAUGUUUGAGGCUUUCGGUACGAUUGAGGAGUGUACAAUCCUGCGAGGACCUGAUGGCACCAGUAAAGGUUGUGCCUUUGUGAAAUUUCAGACGCAUUCAGAAGCACAGGCAGCGAUAGGGGCACUGCAUGGGAGCCGAAUGCUGCAGGCGCCUGGAUCUCACUCCAUCAGCCUAGAGGUCGGGGCAGUCCAGACUGUGGACUAUGUGAGCAAUGGAGCCAGCACUGUUCGCUGCACAGCUGACAGGAGUAGCUAUGGGGGAGCUUCCUCGAGUCUGGUGGUGAAGUUUGCCGACACAGACAAAGAGAGGACUCUCCGUCGGAUGCAGCAGGUGGCUGGGCAACUUGGGAUGUUCAGUCCGAUGGCCAUACAGUUUGGUGCCUACAGUGCAUACACACAGGCGUUGAUGCAGCAACAAGCUGCUCUUAUGGCUGCAGCACAGACCACCUACCUGAAUCCCAUGGCCCCCGCUGUACAGAUGCAGCAGGUCGCAGCCAUCAACCCAAACGGCCUGAUUGCAACUCCACUCACGUCAACGUCAGGGACCAGCACCCCUCCGGGUAUCCCGAGUGCCCAGGUACCCUCCAUUGCCCCGCCCCUCACCGUCAAUGGCUAUAGCCAAAUUGCUGCACAAACAAAUGGACAGGCCACCUCUGAAGCCAUCUACACCAAUGGUGUUCAUUCCUAUGCAGCACAAAGCCAGGCUGCUGCAGCAACAGCCAUGGACCCCCUACAGCAGGCUUACACAGGAAUGCACCACUACACAGCAACCUAUCCAGCCACUUAUGGGAUUGUCAGCCAUGCGUUUCCACAGCAGCCAGCUCUUGUGCCUCAGCAACAACAGCGAGAGGGCCCUGAAGGGUGCAACAUCUUCAUCUACCACCUGCCUCAGGAAUUCACAGACUUUGAGCUGCUGCAGAUGUUUCUACCAUUUGGGAACGUUAUCUCCGCAAAAGUGUUUGUAGAUCGAGCAACGAAUCAGAGUAAAUGUUUUGGUUUCGUGAGCUUCGACCAUCCAGCCAGUGCCCAGGCCUCCAUCCAGGCCAUGAACGGUUUCCAGAUUGGCAUGAAGAGGUUAAAGGUCCAACUAAAGAGGCCAAAAGAUGCCAACAGACCGUACUAGGCGAGCAGGACUGAGAGCUCAUUGCUGGACGGAGCUGUGGACUGGUAUUUCCCUCCCUCCCUACCACCGCCCACCCCACCCCAUCAGCCCGCCCGCCUCUCAGUGGAGCAGCUCUACCAUCCCCCCGCUGGACGGUCUGUCAGAUUUCCUUUCCUUUUCCGGAGGGGUUCCUCUUUGGCCCAUGGAUUUCACGUCACCGUGGGCAGCUGCUGCUCCUCGCUGGAUCGCUGUUUUUGGAUGUAACGCUGACAUUUUAUACUUGAGGACUCGCUCAGGUAGUGUAGGAGAGACCGGGAGGCAGAGGAAUGCCGAGAUUCAAGGUGGCCGAUCAGCUUUGGCUUCUGAAAAGUUUUCCUUCUUCCCUCCCACCUCUCCCAAUCUGCCCGGGAUCUCAGUCUUUUCUCCAAGUGGCACCACCCCCCCCACCCCAUCCCCACCCAUAAGCCUCGGCUGAGAGAUAUUCGGCUGUGGGGGGCAACACCCAAUCCUGUCUGAUACCUUCACUCAUGCAUUCCCCAAAUCGGAGGGCGGGGGUCGGUCACAGUGUGACCUUGGCUGAUUUCAAACCCCCACCAAUUGAUCGGGGACCAGGGCAGUUAAAGGCACGAGGUCAGCUCUACCCAUUCCCUGUACUCGCUACAAUUAGACGCAAUGAAGGCUAGAAGGAAAUGGAACCAUAAAAGCCUUCGCUCCUUAAGCUUAAUGUGCUAUCUUACUCUCAGGGCAACUGACGAUGGGCAAUAAAUUGGCCCACCUACCGAGGAGCCUCCUUUAUAAAGUCAUUUGAGCUGCCCGAGUGCCAACCUCUGCCGGGUGCAGACACUGCUGGAUUAUGCAGCUCACCAUGAUGGAGGGUCUCUUCCCCUCCUCAUCAACAGUAGUGAGAAAGGUGCCAUUGCAUCUGCUCCAUAGGGAAUUCUGGAUCAUCUGACCACCAGUAAGGCCUUGAACAUGAGUGAGUAGAAACCUUCACUAAAUAAACGCCACCCCCACUCCCACCCCCCCAC
Messenger RNA from Carcharodon carcharias (great white shark), 2537 nucleotides. RefSeq names its product CUGBP Elav-like family member 3-B. NCBI's taxonomy places the organism in Eukaryota, Metazoa, Chordata, Chondrichthyes, Lamniformes, Lamnidae. The transcript is spliced from 14 exons. Gene Ontology annotation, biological process: regulation of alternative mRNA splicing, via spliceosome; mRNA splice site recognition. Gene Ontology annotation, cellular component: cytoplasm; nucleus; ribonucleoprotein complex. Gene Ontology annotation, molecular function: mRNA binding. The record is from RefSeq and is a predicted model, not a curated record. The coding region runs from base 70 to 1530 and encodes 486 amino acids.